GCUGGUACUGGUACUUGAAGGAGUCAAAAUAUAUUUUUUUCCAUCAUUUUGUCCCAUUCUUCUUAGCCCCUUAUCCAUGAUGUCCACCGACGAAACAAAGAUACUGAUGUUUUUGUUAGGAUAAGAUUUCUUUCCUUCAAAAAAUAUCAAUGAACCUUUCAGUUUCAAUGCUUAUGAAGGCUUUUAAUCCUUACCUAGUCCUCUUUUCUGGCCCCUGCUUUCAUGAUGAGAACGCCUAUUGAUAGGUUAUGAUCAGUGACCAAUAAAGUGGAUUACCAUGGAGUGAAUUGUUCUAUUCUGAGAUGUGAAAGUUUGCACCACCAUAGCACGAGGUAAUGUGUACGUGAUCAAAUAUUCUUGCAAAUGGGGUCGGGUCUCUUUUGGAGUGAGCUGAUGAUGGUGGUGGUGGCAGUAAACAAAUGAAGUUGAGAAAUACUAGGAUGCUGAAAUAUUCAAACUGAUAGACUUGCAGCUGUUAUAUGCUAUGUUUUCUGUAUCUGUUUGAAUCUUUCUUGGAGAGUUGGGAAUGAGAUGGACGGCAUAGUCGAAACUUAUGGAAAACAGAAAAAUUAGAAUAUAGUGCACGAUUCAUGGAAGCUUGCAGGUUUUGCACUGCAAUUUUCUAAUCCAACUUGAAUGUUAGUUAAGUCAACGAAGUUGGAGGCCCUCUCUCUUAAGGCUUCAGCAUUUGAUUGAGCCGCGCAAGAAAAGGAUGGCUUUUACAUCAAGAGGAAAAGGAUGGCUCAGUUAUCCUAUUCUUUCAUGCCAAAGAUUAUCAAAGAGUUGGUGGCAAGUUGAACAGGACAUGGGAUGAUCAUCAUGAAGAUGGAUUCUUGAGGACAGUUGUACAUGCGAAUUUAGGGAGAAGUUUGGUCGUCUUGAAGCUUCGUGCUGGAUUUGUAUGGACCUGCUACUUCUUGAUAAACGCAUUAACUGGAGUUUGAGAUUAAUGAAUCCAGGAUGUUGGGUUUUCUUGCUUGUUCUUCUCAUUCAAGUGUUGGUCAUAUCAGCAGAAACAGACCCUCAGGAUGCUGCUGCGCUAAAUUCGCUUGCCAGUUUGUGGGAGAACACACCAUCCAACUGGAUCGGCUCGGACCCUUGUGGCAACAAUUGGGUCGGAAUCAGCUGCACCAAUUCACGCGUCAUUUCAAUAACACUCUCAAGCUUGGGACUGAUUGGGACACUUUCUGGAGAUAUUCAGUCUUUAAAUGAAUUGCAAGCUUUGGAUCUGUCUUACAACAAGGGUCUAAAUGGGGGGAUUCCAGCAUCAAUUGGGAGUUUAAGUAAACUAGUAAACCUGAUUCUCGUAGGUUGCAGCUUUUCCGGUAAAAUACCUCCUGAAAUAGGCAACCUAGCAAGGCUGGUCUUUUUAUCUUUAAAUUCUAAUAGCUUUACUGGAAGCAUACCCGAAACCGUUGGUAACUUGUCAAAACUUUAUUGGCUUGACAUGGCUGACAACAAGCUUACUGGAACAAUACCAGUCUCUGAUGGCAAUAAACCUGGUCUCGAUUUGUUGACCCAUUGCAAGCAUUUCCAUUUUGGAGUGAACCAGCUCUCCGGUACCAUCCCAAGUAAACUUUUUAACUCAGACAUGCGACUGAUACAUGUGCUUUUUGAUAACAAUAAUCUUAUGGGAAGCAUCCCACGUACUCUGGGACUCGUGAAACCGCUAGAGGUUCUCCGCCUUGAUAGUAAUUCAUUAAGUGGGCCUGUUCCUUCAAACAUUAACAACCUCACCAAAGUUGCCGAACUGCAUCUAGCAAAUAACCGGUUGACUGGUCCCUUGCCAAACUUAUCUGGCAUGACUGCGCUCAGCUUUGUGGACAUGAGCAACAACUCCUUUGAUGCAUCAGAUGUUCCACCUUGGUUCUCAACCUUGCCAUCUCUGACAUCAUUAUACUUGGAAUACUUAAAAAUUGAAGGGCAGCUUCCAAGUGCUCUAUUCAGCUUUCCACCAUUACAGACAGCGAAGUUGAGGGGCAACCAAUUCAAUGGAACUCUAGACAUUGGCACAGACUACAGCAGCUCACUUGAACUUAUUGAUCUGCGGGACAAUGAUAUCAGUCAGAUCACAUUAGGUGGAGGAGGAUUUGACAAGGGAAUUAUACUUGUGGGUAAUCCAAUUUGUAAUCAAGGUGGAACUGAUCUCCGUUACUGCAAAAUUUCACAACAGUCCACUCCUGCAUAUUCAACUCCACAGAACUGCGUUCCUAUUCCUUGUCCAUCCGACGAAAAUCUCAGCCCCAAUUGUCAUUGUGCAUAUCCAUAUACUGGCACUCUAUAUUUCAGGUCUCCUUCCUUUUCAGGCCUUGGGAACGUCACAAUUUAUCAAAUCCUAGAGGAUGCUCUCAAAAGUUCAUUACUAAAGCAGGUCCCUGUGGACUCAGUGUCUCUUCAGAAUCCAUUUGUAGAUCCUGAUAACAAUCUGGCAAUCACUCUGCAAGUCUUCCCAGGUGCCAAAGAUCGUUUCAAUGAAAUAGAUGUUUAUACGCUUGGUUUUAUUCUCAGCAAUCAGACCUUCAAGCCUCCCUCCCUUUUUGGGCCUUACUAUUUCAUAGGAGAAGGAUAUUCUGCUGUCCGCGUUAUGGCACCAAGUUCAAAGUCAAAUCGCCAGAAUGUGAUUAUUGGUGCAUCAGUUGGUGGAGCAGCUCUUGCUUUUCUAUUGACUGGUUUUGUUUUUGUUAUUAGACGCAGGAGAAAAACUAGAAAGGUUGAAGGGAAGAGCCAGUCUAUUGCAUCUUGGGGUCGCACUAAAAGCAGCAGCAGUGUUCCACUUUUAAAAGGUGCAAGAUCGUUCACUUUUGAAGAACUAAGGAAGUGCACCAAUAACUUUUCAGAAGCCAAUGACAUUGGAAAUGGUAGCUACGGAAAGGUUUACAGAGGGAUACUUGGAGAUGGGCAACUGGUUGCUGUCAAAAGAGCACAGCAGGGAUCCACGCAAGGUGGGCUUGAAUUUAACACCGAGAUCGAGCUGCUUUCCAGGGUCCACCAUAAAAACCUUGUCACUCUUGCUGGUUUCUGCAAUGACCAAGGUGAACAAAUGUUGGUCUACGAGUAUGUUCCAAAUGGUACCCUGAAAGAAAGUCUAUCAGGCAAAUCUGGCAUUCGCUUAGAUUGGAAAAGGAGACUUCGAGUGGCACUUGGUGCAGCUAGAGGUCUGGCUUAUCUACAUGAGCUUGCAGACCCUCCCAUUGUUCACAGAGAUAUCAAAUCAACCAACAUCCUCCUGGAUGAUCAUUUGAAUGCAAAGGUUUCUGAUUUUGGUCUCUCGAAGCCACUGGGAGAUGAUGCAAAGGGAUAUGUUACGACUCAAGUGAAGGGGACGAUGGGAUACUUAGAUCCUGAAUAUUACAUGACUCAACAGUUGACUGAGAAGAGCGAUGUGUAUAGCUUUGGUGUGUUACUCCUAGAGAUAAUAACUGCAAAAAAACCUUUAGAGAGAGGGCGAUACAUUGUAAGAGAGUUGAGGGUUAUGAUGGACAAGAGAAAGGAUCUCUACGGCCUUCAUGAACUUCUUGAUCCAGCAAUUGGGUUAGGGACAACCCUUGGUGGCUUUGAGAAAUAUGUUGACUUGGCAAUCAAAUGCGUAGAAGAAUCAUCAAAUGAUCGGCCUGCAAUGAGUGAAGUGGUGAAGGAGAUUGAGAACAUCAUGCAGUUGGCUGGUAUAAACCCAAAUGCUGACUCUGCGUCAGCUUCAUUAAGCUGCAUCGGUUCAAGAAGUAGCCCUCUUCAUCAUCCAUAUGGUAAUGAAGGCUGCUUUGACUACAGUGGUGGGCAACCUCCUUCCGAACUAGAACCCAAGUGAGAAGUGAUCAAGAUCAUGUCCAUGUAUAUUUUGUGAAUGCUGUGCUGUGGAUUGUAUUCACUCAUUGCUUCAACUGGUCUACUGAGCCAGCAUACUGUGGCAAAUUAUUUUGAAGAGGCAAUGUUAACUGGAGUAUCAAUGUAUUUUUUUUGUGUGUGUUAGUAGAGUUUGUUGUAUGUGCACAUUCUAGUCCACUAGUUUGUAUUGAGCGUCAGUCAACUUCUAAGUCUUACUGUAUCUGCUGUUCAUUUGAAUUUCUUUUGUGCUUCAGAAAGUAAUUUACUUGUUUAUUA
Phoenix dactylifera (date palm) is the source of this 4098-nucleotide messenger RNA. RefSeq names its product leucine-rich repeat receptor protein kinase HPCA1. Gene Ontology annotation, biological process: protein phosphorylation. The record is from RefSeq and is a predicted model, not a curated record. Gene Ontology annotation, molecular function: protein kinase activity; protein binding; ATP binding. NCBI's taxonomy places the organism in Eukaryota, Viridiplantae, Streptophyta, Magnoliopsida, Arecales, Arecaceae.